Punica granatum (pomegranate) is the source of this 1189-nucleotide messenger RNA. The record is from RefSeq and is a predicted model, not a curated record. Lineage: Eukaryota; Viridiplantae; Streptophyta; Magnoliopsida; Myrtales; Lythraceae.
UCUAAUCUGUAAAAAUAGGUGGAACAAUAGAUUUUCAUGGAAAAGUUAAAGCUUUUUUCCACAAUUCAAACGGCCUAUAAUUAGGAUUAAAACUUUUUAUCCAGGGACGUGAAAAUAGGUAAAAAUAGAUUAACUAACUAAGAUUCAAACUAUCUCCUAAGAAAAUACAUAAUUAGGAUUUAAGAGAUAAGAAACAGAAAAUUAGGGUUAAAUAGGAUUUUCCUUCCGUGGGUCCAUAAAAAAAUAGGAUCUUCCUGAGAAUGUUUUAACUAUUCCAGGAUUUAUUUUUUUUUGGGUAAUAAACUAUUUAUUCCAGGAUUCAAACAGCCCAUAACAGGAUUCUUUACCAACCAAGCAACCCCUCAUUGGUACCGUUACCCCCAAGCUUUUCUUGUAUAAAAAUGCUCUCCCGCGACUCCAUUGCCGUUGCUGCUUCACCGUCCCCAACCUUCCUCCUCAUUCCUCUGAAAUGGCCGCACUCUCCUCUGUCUCUCUCCGUUCCCUCGUCAGCCCCGUCUCCAAUGAGCUCGACGACCAUGUCUUUGGGUCUGCCAAGCCCCCCUUCGAGUUUCCAGUUCAAGAAGGAAGUGAACUUGGUGGGAAAGAGAUCGGUGUCGUUUAAGAAGCUCGUACCAAACUGUUCGAGGGACUGAGGGAUGGAUGUGACCACUUCUGCUUUGGUGGACAAUGUAGCUGAAUGUGCAAAUGUUGUUGCAGAUAUUGAUGUAAAAGAGCCGAGCAUAUCGACGUUACUGCUGAAUUAUGAAAACAAGUUUGAUCCUUAUGGUUCUACGAGUACGCCACUUUAUCAGACUUGCUACAUUCAAGCAGUCUUCAGCAACAGAAUCCGGUCCGUACGAUUACAACAGAGGUGGGAAUCCCACCAGGGAUGCUCUUGAAAGAGUCCUAGCAAAGCUCGACAAAGCAGAUCAUGCAUUUUGCUUCACAAGUGGGAUGGCUGCUUUAGCUACUGUCACCCAUCUUGUUGGCGCAGGUGAAGAGAUCGUUGCAGGAGAUGAUAUGUAUGGUGGCUCUGAUCGGUUAUUGUCAAAAGUAACCCCUAAAAAUGGCAUAGUGGCGGGUAAAUUCAUCCGACCUAGACGAGAUUGCUUCUGCUGUUGGUCCCAAGACCAAACUUGUGUGGAUAAAAAGCCCCACCAACCCGAGAAUACAAAUUUCUGAUAUUCGU